Messenger RNA from Antechinus flavipes (yellow-footed antechinus), 1576 nucleotides. Its product is annotated as fructose-bisphosphate aldolase A-like. Gene Ontology annotation, molecular function: fructose-bisphosphate aldolase activity. The coding region runs from base 224 to 1336 and encodes 370 amino acids. Gene Ontology annotation, biological process: glycolytic process; fructose 1,6-bisphosphate metabolic process. The transcript has a single exon. Gene Ontology annotation, cellular component: cytosol. The record is from RefSeq and is a predicted model, not a curated record. NCBI's taxonomy places the organism in Eukaryota, Metazoa, Chordata, Mammalia, Dasyuromorphia, Dasyuridae.
UUCUCCCUGAGCUUCCUUUAAACGGUCCAAAUGCUCCCUCGCUCUGCCCUCUCUAGAUUCAAUAGCCCUCAUUCGGUUUUGGAAUGUUCCGAGGUUCGGAUUCGGGGCGUCGGCAGUCUCGUUAGUUCCCACAAGCUCACCAUCUAGUCCCAUCUCCCAAGACCGGCCAAGGCUCCUUCCCGAGUCUCCUUCCCCAACAAGAAGCUGCACCUUCAGAGCGAACAUGCCUACCCUAUCCCUGACCCCGAAUCAGAAGAAGGAGCUCUGCGAGAUUGUUAAACGCAUGAUCGCUCCGGGCAAGGGAAUUAUGGUUUUAGAUGAGUCCCUCUGUACCAUGAACAAGAGGCUUGCUAGUCUGGGCGUGGAGAACUCCGAAGACAACAGGCGCCUCUACCGCCAGCUGUUUGUGACCGCUGAUGACGAAAUACGCAACUACAUCGGAGGGAUCAUACUUUCCCAUGAGACAUUCUAUCAAAAGUGUGAUGAUGGCCGGCCCUUCCCAGAGGUCAUCAAGGCCAAGGAUGCUGUCGUGGGCAUCAAGGUGGACAGGGGCGUGGUACCCCUGCCGGGGACCAAUAACGAAACCACCACCCAAGGGCUGGAUGGCCUGGCCGAGCGCUGCGCCCAGUACAAGAAAGAUGGAGCUGAUUUUGCCAAGUGGCGUUGUGUGCUGAGAAUCGGGGAGAACACGCCCUCUCCUCUUGCUAUCUGGGAAAACGCCAACGUGCUGGGCCGCUACGCCAGUGUUUGCCAGCAGAACGGUCUGGUGCCCCUGAUCGUGCCGGACAUCCUCUCUGAGGGAAACCAUGACCUGAACCAUUCUCAGUUUAUCGCGGAGAAGGUCCUGGCUGCUGUAUACAAGUCUCUGAACGACCACCACAUUUACCUCGAAGGGACUGUGCUUCAGCUCAACAUGGUAACGGCGGGCCACGAUUGCGCCCAGAAGUACCCCCCGGAUGAAUCCGCAGCAGCGACUAUCACAGCUCUGCGAAACACGGUGCCUCCCGCGGUGCCCGGCGUGGCCUUCAUGUCGGGGGGUCAGUCCGAGGAGGAUUCCACUCUGCUCCUCAACGCCAUCAACAAAUGCUGCCUGCCCAAGUCGUGGAUCCUGACCUUCUCUUACGGCCGACCUCUGCAGGCAUCUGCCGCCAAAGUCUGGGGAGGGCGGGAGUGCAGCGCCAAGAUGGCCCAACUGGAGUACAUCAAAAGGGCCAAAGCCGUGGGACAAGCCAGCGAAGGCAAGUACUGCGCACCCUCUCCGAGGGGAGCGUCCCAUGGCAGUGAGUCACUCUUCAUCUCCGUCUACAUCUCUAACAACCCCAAUAUUGCUCCUUAAAUCAGAGCCGUCCACGUUAGCGGACCCCAGUAAGGGAAGACUAUCCAACAUAUGUCCAUCACGAGCAGAGACUAGGAUCCAAAUCUUUGUGUUGACCUCUCCGAUCACUCUUUCUAACCUGCGCCUUGUCCCGUAGCUCUGCACGAACAGAGUGACUUCUUUGCAAUCCACCUUCACCACUAAAUAACUAUUUAACACCAACAAGAAAAAUAAAAAUAAAAGCAGAGCAGGCGAUAAAUU